AUGGCCAGUUCGUCGCGAAAACACCAGAAAUAUCGUUCAAGGCGAAGGCUCGCAGCCCUUAGCUUCUUGUCCAAUAUAUCCUUAAAUGGGACAUACUCUAACGUUUCAGUGGUAACCAGUAGCAGGAGCAAGGAAUGUCAAGAUCACGAGGACGAUGAAGAAUGUAAGGAGAACGAUUGUCAGGGCGAUGAGUCCUCGUCUGCUACAGUUCAGAACGCUGCAGAUGGAGAAAGGUGGGAUGAAAGCGAGCAUAAUGCAAGUCACCAUGGAAGCAGGCUGUCGAGGAAAGAUGGGGAUGGGUUGAAACGAGCUGCACUCAGUGGCGCAGCCAAGUCGCCAUGGGGAUCUCGACAUGAGAAGUCUGUAGAUGGACAAGGAGGAAAGCGAUGGAGAGCCUCAUCAUACUCAGGUGGUGACAAACCUGGUGAGAGGAGCCAUAUAUCCAGCUCUUUAUCCAAUGAGUCCCUGGAGGCCUGUGGUCAUGACACAAACCUAGUGAUAAGCGAUAUGAAGCCAUUCAUCAACAUGAAGAACAAGAGGAUGUACUUAGUAUCUGGAGACAAAAUACCUCUGGCAAUAUGUUCUGUUUUAUCAUAUCGCUCCCAGGUACCACAGAGGUCAGAUGAUGAAGUACGACAGAGACAUAUGUCAGGACAUUCUGGGUCUAGAUCCUAUUCUUCUCAAGAAGGACUCCUUUUUGCGGGCUUACAGCAUGGAGCCAAACUGGAUGAGGAGGUGUCCUAUAGUCGCUUCCUCCUGGCAACUCAUAGGAAGAAUGUUAAAAGGGUGGCUCCAGAACACAAAGACCAGAUGCCUAGCAGUCAUGAGUUGCUCAGUGGCAUUCUGCAUGACCCUCAGCCCCAGCACAUUUGGCAGUGGCACUCUCCGACUAAUCAGUGGCAGUGGCACUGUCACCUGGAGACAGUGCAGGAAGACUCAAUUGAUGUCUAUCAUCCUAACAAGCUGGAUGAUCCAGAACUGCAGUCUGGGAGUUACAGAACUGAGCUGACCUUCAAGUCUUAUCUGACAUCAAUCAUAGACUAUGUGAAACCAUCAAUGUUGAAGAAAGAACUUAAUGAGAAAUUUAAAGAAAGGUUUCCCAACGUACAGCUUACCCUCUCGAAGCUUAGAAGUUUGAAGAGAGAACUGUUCCAGAUUGCACAUGUGAGGUGUUCAGUUGAUUUGUGGACAGUAGCACAAGCAUAUGUUUUCUUUGAGAAAAUUAUAUUGAAGCAAUUGAUUACCAAGCUGAACCGCAAGCUUUGUGCAGGAGCUUGUCUUCUCUUGUCUUGUAAGCUGAAUGAUGUCAAGGGACCAGUUCUUACCAAAGUUAUAGAACAAGCAGUUGAUGAUCUCCGAGUGAAUCGUAAAGAGCUCUUGCAGUAUGAGAUUGAGUGCCUGGUUGCCAUUGAGUUUUAUCUGCACAUUCCUGACAGUGAGGUUUAUCCACAUUAUCAGCGUCUGCUGUACAGGUCAUAA
Messenger RNA from Candidula unifasciata, 1479 nucleotides. Lineage: Eukaryota; Metazoa; Mollusca; Gastropoda; Stylommatophora; Geomitridae. The record is from the annotation of a GenBank genome assembly.